Molecule: messenger RNA, 3735 nt
Organism: Micromonas commoda
Lineage: Eukaryota; Viridiplantae; Chlorophyta; Mamiellophyceae; Mamiellales; Mamiellaceae
Exons: 1
Coding region: 1-3735 (1244 amino acids)
Biological process (GO): regulation of DNA-templated transcription
Cellular component (GO): nucleus
Molecular function (GO): protein binding; transcription coregulator activity
Source: RefSeq, a predicted model, not a curated record
AUGGACGAGGAACGCCCCGGGGAAGGCGACGGUGAACUCUGUCUGAACGACGAUCCGGACCACAAUUUAGAGUCAGAUCGCGGCGAUGUGACGGUGGACUCCGUAGACGUCGAGGACACUGACGACGAGGACUUCGAUCCGACCAAGAAGAGCCAGGGAUCGUCGGAAGACGACGAGGAGGACGACGACGAGGAGACCUCGAUCGAUGGGGACGAAGAGGAGGAGGAGGACGGGGACGAGGAGGAGGAGGUGGAGGACGGGGAGGACGAGGAGGACGAUCAAGACGAUGAUGUGGAGGAGGGAGAUUUGGACGUAGGCGAGAUCGCGGACGUCGAUGCGAGGCCCCAGUCGCCCGAAGGAGUUGAUGAGACCGCUCGAGACGAAGAUCUCGUGGAAGGCCUGCCAGACGUGUCCGAGGCUGAGAUGGAGGAACUCUUCGACAGCGACGUUACAGAGACUGACGACGAAUCUGAAAAGGACGACGACGACGACGAUGUCGAUGAUGUCGAUGAUGUCGAUGAGGAGGAUGAGGAUGCGGAAAUGAUUCAUGAGCGCGCGCACGUCGUCGAAGCAGACGCGCCGAUGGUGGAGGGAGAUUCUCGUGAGGCGUCGAGCCUACCUCCGCGCGACGAGCCCAGAGACAUGCCCGUCGUCCUCACGCCGAUCCAUCCCGCACUUCGCCCGGACGAAGCAACCGUACCGUCAUCAUCUGACCCGCUCGUCGUUGGCCAGAAGCGUCGUCUCCUCGGGAGCCUAGCGAGCGACGACGAGGGUGCGGAUGCGGGACCGGCGAAGCGAACGCGCGCGAAUCUGUCGCUGGUUGACAUCGACUUUGACUUCAUCGAGCGAAUGCUGCCGCUGCCGGACGAGGACGCGUUCGGAGAGUACGGAGAGUACGACGACAAAGAAGAGUGGUCCAACUUCCUAUCUGCAAUAUCGCUCGACUUCCAAGUUCCCGAGGAAGAUGACGCGGGUGCAAGGGCGGACGACGAGGGAACCGGCGCAGGAUCAGCUGGAGACGACGAGGAGGACGAGGAGGACGAGGACUACGCCGUGGUUGACCCAAAAGCCGCGCGGGUCGAGCGAAGACUCGCACUGGCGACACUGCCUCCUGCUGCGCGACGCAAGACGAAGCGGCGCAAGACAAAGUACGUCUACCGCCCAAAGUCGGAGCGGCCACAGUACCGCGAGCGUCCCAUCUACUCCUUCGUGCGGACUCGAUCGGCGAGGCAGGCGGCAGAGCGCAAGAAGCGAGCCGCCGAGGAGACCGCCGCUGCUGUCCCUGGGAAACCUCCCGCGGACAUCGGGAUGAGCAACUUGGGCGAAGCAGCGAAGGUUUCCGGUCGACCAUCGGCGCGCCCACUCGCACCGAGCAUCCCCCGCGGCGACUUCACCCCGGCGCAGGUCGCGGCGCUGCACAAGACGAUACACGACCACGUCCAGCUCCUUCUACAGACCUACGCGCGGACUGCGUGGAACCAGACUCCCGAAGCACAGCUCGUGGCGCGUCGAACCCGCGGCUUGAUAGAGCAGCUCGUGCAUGACACCAAGCAACGGCUGAUGCUGAAAGUGCAGAGUAAGGCGCCGCCGUACCCGACGGAGUGGUUCGCGAGCCCGCAUGAUGCGAUGCGAGCGGUAUCGGAAAACAUCCCGGCGGCAAAAGCUCGCGUGGUUCACAAUCAUGAUGCGACGAAAUGGUGGCCCAAGGUUACUCACAGCGUUUUCACCGUGCUCGACGUCGCGCCACUUCGGGAUGCGCAUCGAUUUAUUCAUGGCGUGGAGAAGGCGGGCAUGUAUCUUCCGGUGCCUGCGGGGCCAAAUGUGCCGCCGCCGCCCGCGUUGGUCGAGGCAGCGAAAAGCUCCAACCCCGCGGCGGCAAACGCGGCUCGCGAGGAGGCACAUCGAGUCAUCGGCGCAACUGAGGCCAUUUUUGGAAGAUUGAGCGAGCUGUUCCGCGGUGAGGGUGAAGGCUCGACUUUACCGAGUGCAAGCGCGCUCGGCUGGGGCUCAGCAGAUACCGAGCCCAGUGAAGGCGGCAGGGGAAAAGCGAGAACGCGUCGCAAGCCCCCACCCAACGAGAUUGUGCCCUUCUACAUCCGCGUACCUCGCAGUGUGGUGGCAGCGUCCCGACCGCUAGCGCCGAAGGUCAAUCCGAACCUCUUGCCGCGCGUGCCGCACGUCAGGAUCGCCUCUGACGACUUUCAACUGCGGUGGCUGCCCGCCGAGGACGAGCUCCUGGCGACUGGUAUUCUCAACUACGGCAUCAACUGGGAACUCAUCCACAGGACGCUUCUUCCCGCCAAAUCGGUCAAGCAGAUCACCCAGCGACAGAAGAACCUCUGCAACUCCACACGGUUCAAGGGAGACAACUCUGUCAAGACGGCGAAACAGCGCGUGAUGCGGCCGCUCGCCGCUCACGAGAUUGCGACAAUCCAGGAGGCACUCUUUCGCGACGGCGCGAGGUCAGGGGCUGAGGACUGGCACAGGUUGUGUUCGAGGUUCCUCCCUACGCGGCAUCCCUCGUGUUUGGAGCGACUUUGGCGCGAGGCGCACCCAGACGGCCCUCCAGCCUCGUACCCCGUUGGCAGAACCAACACUGAGAACGAAGCGAAGGACGCGAGUGUACAAGGGCCCACGCCGUUGGCUUCCAUAAACAUGAUACACACGAGCCUGCACGACAACAAUACGCCUGCGAUCCUAGGCGCGCCGCAGCAGCCUCGCAUCGAUGCGGCGGAUGCGAGCACGGGGGCCAACGGCACCUUGCUCCACCCAUCCCUGCUUGUCCACGGCGACAAUGAAGAGAAGGCUCGUGCCGAUCAGGGCGAAGCCGUUUCAGGUCGCAUCUUUGGUGACAAUUCCAGAGAUGGGUUGACGGACGCGGCGUUGUCUGUGAUGUUGUUUGCCAGUGAGGCGUCCAGAGAGGCCCCGGAGAUAAUGUUUGAGCGUGAGGAGAUGCUGGACAGCGAAGAUGACGAGGACGAAGACGACGGCGGCGGUUCGCGAGGCGGUGGCGGCGUCGAUACGCAAAGAGGAGCGAUGCGACGAAGGCGUCGAAGCUCCGGAGUCUCGAGGCUCGCGUCGGUGGCGGUUGGUGAGAAGCGGGACAGGGCUGAACGGGAGGCGCUCAGCUCGGACGAGGAUGAGGACGACGGAUUGGAGCGCGAGGAAAUACUCAGUGACUCGGAAUCGGAAGACGCGGCGGAGCAAUCCGAGCUUGAGGAUUCCGCGUCAGAUGGAGCAGUGACGGCCGCAGCGACGGGCGAUGAUGCGAAAACAUCCGAGGUGAUGUCGCGACAGAUCGCGCCUCCUCAAUUGGCACCAUCGCAGCCAGAUGGCACUCGUACGGGCAUCCUCGCGUCGUUGGACACGAACCCUCCACCGGAUGUGGGCGUCGCCCCUGCUGCUUCGGCAGAUGCUCCGACAACAAUGGCAGGGAUUGUUGCGUCGAUAAACGCGGCGGAGAAGAGCCCUCAGCAGUUUGGUGCACGGGAGCCCUUGCGACCGGUUUCACACGCCUGGACCCGUGAUCAGGAUCACUCAAUCUUGAUGGCUGCUCAGAGAAGCGGCGCAAAGCUCGAGACUUGGACCUCCCUCAUUGACAAAGGAGGUGGAUGCGCGGGUGCGACGAGUGAUCAGGUGGCAGAGCGCUUCGCGUGGCUCUGCGAACGCGCAAAGACGCAGAAAUGCUCGAAACCGCAGGCGUACAACAGACGGAAGUCGCAGACGACGGAUUAG